AGUUGUUCGAGGAAUUAAAUCUAUUUGGCCUUGGGCGAAUCAAUCUAUCAAACAGGACAUUCCUAUAAAGAAUGUACCUACUAUUAAUGUUGAUGGUCCAAGUUCUCAAUCUAGUGAUUCUACAGUUGAUGAAUCUGAUCAGAUUAUCAGAUUAAGAAAAAGCCGAAUGACUGCUGAAGUCAAUGAAAAAAAUAUAUCGUCAUCAUCUAUACAGAGAAUAAAUCCUUCAACACCGCCAAACGGAGAAGCUAUUAAACACAUAGCAAGGCUUCAAUAUCCUAUGUUACCUGAAACUAG
Racocetra fulgida is the source of this 297-nucleotide messenger RNA. Lineage: Eukaryota; Fungi; Glomeromycota; Glomeromycetes; Diversisporales; Gigasporaceae. The record is from the annotation of a GenBank genome assembly.